GCAACAGGAACGAACACCCCAAGAAGGCCAGCGCCAGGCGCACAUGGGCUGUUGCAUAUUCGAAAAAUGUAUGGUAAUGCGCCCCGCCAGUGACAAGAAGAUAGCGAAAUGGGAGGAUUUACCAUUACCAAUUUACCACCGCAGCUACCUUGCCAUAUCACUGUGACCUGGGCGAAGCAAGUAAGGGUUUAACAAUGGUGCCCUGACACAAGCCGGCGAAUUUGGAUGCUUAUUGUCUGAUAAGUGUGGAUCUCGAGUAACAUAAAACACGUGAAUUUGAACACACCUCCAGAGGCCUCACCUAUGGGUUCACCACGGAACGACGAUGACAGUGCGGUAAGACGACCCCUAUACAAGCAGCAAACCAAUCCCUUCGCCCGAACAUGUGUUGGGGUGGACUGGACAAGUGGGUCUAUAUAUUAUUACGAAGUCAUAGAGGCUGGAGUCCUGCCUACAAGUGGGGGACAUUGGCGAUGUAGAAAGAGGGGAUAAUGGGACUCGUGAAACAGUUCUGAUGACCUUACGUCCUUGUCGCAAGGAAGCCGAUCCCGCAGCGAGAAGUGGCAGGAA
Cantharellus anzutake is the source of this 570-nucleotide messenger RNA. RefSeq lists its product as uncharacterized. Lineage: Eukaryota; Fungi; Basidiomycota; Agaricomycetes; Cantharellales; Hydnaceae. The record is from RefSeq and is a predicted model, not a curated record. The transcript has 2 exons. Bases 304 to 492 code for a protein of 62 amino acids.